CUCGGAUGACUGAGAGACAACACUCCGGAAACGAUGCGCCUUGCAGCCCUUUCGGUGCAGUACCCCGCGACUAGGGCCCGAACCGUUCGUUGAUGCGGGGUGAUCGGCUGCAGGAUUGCCACAAUGGGUAAACCGUGGUGCUUUCAUGAUGAACACGUGAUUUGUACCGCGUCUCGAAGAGCGAAUCGCGGGCUCGCGGAGAACAGAUGUUGGCAAUGUCUAUAGCCGGCAUGGCGUGAGGUGGUGAGCUUAAAGACGACGAGGCCCUUCCAUAUCCUCCAGGUUGGUCUCGAGAGCUGGUGUGAGCAAGAGAGGGUAUAACUAGAUAUAUUCGACCCGCAAGUACACCCCUCAUUUAAAACGAAAGAAAGAGCAGCCUACCGUCAAAUGGCAACUGGAAAUAUGAACGCUGUCCGGUUCCACGGGAAGACCGAUUUGCGAUACGAAGAGAUUCCAAUUCCAGAAGUAAAGCCAGGCCAAGUCAAGAUCAAACCAGCCUGGGUGGGCAUAUGUGGAAGUGACCUGCACGAGUACCUCGGUGGUCCAAACCUUUGUCCCACAACACCGCAUCCGAUUACAGGUGAAAAGGUUCCUGUGACGUUCGGACACGAAUUCAGCGGCGUCGUCGAGGAAGUAGCCGACGACGUGAAAGACUACAAGAAAGGUGAUCGCGUUGUUGUGCAGCCCAUUAUCUACGAUGGGACAUGCGCUGCAUGUGAAGAGGGUCUGCAUAACUGCUGCUGGAGCAACGGCUUCAUCGGACUUUCUGGCUGGGGCGGUGGACUGGCAGACCACAUCGUAGUUCCGACCUCGACUUUAUACCAUCUCCCCGACAAUGUUCCCCUGGAGAUUGGUGCACUUGUCGAGCCGCUAGCAGUCGGCUGGCACGCCGUCAAAGUCAGCCCGUUCAAAAAGGGCGACGUCGUAUUGAUCCUCGGAGGUGGCCCGAUUGGCAUCUCGACCAUCCUGGCAUUGAAAGCGAAAGGAUGCGACAGAAUCAUCGUCUCUGAAGUCUCACGCAAGCGACAAGAGUUCGCAAAGAUGUUUGGCGCAGACUAUAUCGUUGACCCGACGAAGGAUGACGUCCCCAAGCGCUGCAAAGAGCUGAGUGACGGCAAGGGCGUCCACAUCGUGUACGACUGUGCGGGCGUGCAGUCAGCAUUAGAUCAAGCUGUGCAUGCCACACGGCCUCGAGGCUGUAUUCUGAACAUCGCCAUCUGGGAGAAGCCAUGCACGAUUACCGCGAACGACUUCAACUUCAAAGAACGUAUGUAUAUGGGUAUUGCGACGUAUGAGGUUGGCGAUUUCCAAGAGGUGAUUGACGCGUUAUCGUCAGGGAGCAUGAAGCCUCAUCAGAUGAUCACGCAGAGGAUCAAGCUGACGGAGGUGGAGGAGAAAGGGUUCAAGUCACUGAUACACGAUAAAGACAAUCAGGUCAAGAUCUUGGUUGAGGUUGGGGGUGGAGAUUGAACGGUGCAAACGAGGUGUAUGGAUGAUUAAGAGUACCUUGAUGUCGCAUUAGCGUUUACAUAGCCGUAAUCUGAUAGGCAGAAAUG
Molecule: messenger RNA, 1556 nt
Organism: Boeremia exigua
Lineage: Eukaryota; Fungi; Ascomycota; Dothideomycetes; Pleosporales; Didymellaceae
Product: sorbitol dehydrogenase
Exons: 2
Coding region: 388-1470 (360 amino acids)
Biological process (GO): butanediol biosynthetic process
Cellular component (GO): cytoplasm
Molecular function (GO): (R,R)-butanediol dehydrogenase activity; zinc ion binding
Source: RefSeq, a predicted model, not a curated record